AUGAGAGCUGCUCAAGUCCUUGUCCUUGCUACACUAUGUGCGAAAGCCUACUCCUACGAUACUCAGAACGUAAUGGGAAUGGACUCUACCCAUGAAGUGCUAAACUCGCUUGAUCAUUUUGGGACCUCGUAUCAAUGCGACAAUGUAAAUAACUACGGAAAAGCUUAUCAUGAAAUACUAGGAUCUAAGCCUUCCCUUAGUUGUGUCGAGCCUUCAGCACAGCCGGAGUGCUCUUGUACUUGUACCAAUGGCAUCAUCUUCAAUCAGCCACUGUCUGCAAGUCCUACUGCCAGUUCCACUCCAGAUACCUGCGAGGCAGACAAAGAUGAAUGGGACAAACGCGAGGCAGAGCUAUUGGCCGACCUGGCCAACUACCAGAAAACUAGUGCCCAAAAAGAGCAGGAGUGGUUGGAAAAACAAAAGGAUCUCACAAAUAAGCUUACGCACGCCCAGCGAAAAACAGCCACAUGGGUCGGAUGUGCCGUAGAUUCUGUUUCGUCGCGUGUACUGUCUGAAGCGACCAAAGAUUCUGCGCACAUGACACACUCUAUGUGUCAAGAACACUGUAAAGCAUAUCCAUACUAUGGUGUUGAGGGUGGAAGGCGGUGCUUUUGCGGCAAAAUGUUAAAGGACGAGACCCGUCUGGUUUACAGAGCGGAAUGCAGCUCGGCACGAUGUGCUGGCGAUUCAAAAGUAGUCUGUGGAGGAAACUUGAGAACAAGCAUAUUUGUGAUGAGGUAG
Molecule: messenger RNA, 741 nt
Organism: Exserohilum turcica Et28A
Lineage: Eukaryota; Fungi; Ascomycota; Dothideomycetes; Pleosporales; Pleosporaceae
Exons: 2
Coding region: 1-741 (246 amino acids)
Source: RefSeq, a predicted model, not a curated record